Dendrobium catenatum is the source of this 1252-nucleotide messenger RNA. Its product is annotated as GDSL esterase/lipase At5g45910. Gene Ontology annotation, molecular function: hydrolase activity, acting on ester bonds. The transcript has 5 exons. NCBI's taxonomy places the organism in Eukaryota, Viridiplantae, Streptophyta, Magnoliopsida, Asparagales, Orchidaceae. The record is from RefSeq and is a predicted model, not a curated record. The coding region runs from base 66 to 1157 and encodes 363 amino acids.
AGGCCCAAACCGUCAACUUAAGCAACCUCACUCUCCAACCUCCCACUCCUCAUUCCUUCUCAACCAUGAAACUCACGCUCCUCUCCUUCUUUGUGAUUUCAUUCAUCCACUUCUCACACUCCAUCCCCGAAAAAUUUACCUCCAUUUUCAGUUUCGGUGACUCCCUCACCGACACCGGUAACUUUCUUCUCUCUGGAGCCCUCACCUUUCCAUCCAUCAGUCAACUCCCUUAUGGCAUGACCUACUUCCACCGGCCCACUGGUCGUUGCUCCGACGGACGCCUUGUUGUAGACUUUAUCGCUGAGUCCCAAGGUCUUCCAUUUCUCCCGCCAUACUUGGCUUCGAAUCAAACAUUCCGACAAGGAGUGAAUUUUGCCGUUGCCGGUGCCACGGCAAUGAACCCUGAAGUUCUUCAUGACAUGGGCAUCAGUCGUUACAUCUGGACCAACUACUCCUUGUCCACCCAACUCCGGUGGUUCGACGAGCUGAAACCAUCUCUUUGCAAAACCACCCAAGAAUGUAGUGAAUACUUCAAGAAAUCCCUCUUCCUCGUCGGCGAAAUCGGCGGCAACGACUACAACUACGCUUUCUUUUCCGGCAAGACUGCAGCUGAAGUUACUUCCAUUGUGCCCAAAGUCGUGCAGGCUAUUGCAGAAGCCAUUCAAGUGUUGGUGAAAAGAGGGGCAACGAACCUGCUGGUGCCGGGGAACUUACCGGUGGGGUGUUCGUCGGCGUACCUUACGCUGUUUGCAACGGAGGAGAAGGAGGAGUAUGAUGUCCGGAAUGGGUGUUUGAAGAAGCUGAACGCCUUCGCAAGGUAUCAUAAUGAGCUGCUACAAUUGGCAAUGGAGGAGCUGAGGAAAAAGUACCCGAAAACAAGGAUUAUAUAUGCGGAUUACUACACUGCGGCUAUGCGAUUCGCGCAUGCUCCAGGCCAUUUUGGUUUUGGUCGUGGGGCCCUACAAACAUGUUGUGGAGGUGGGGGCCCAUACAAUUUCAACGUAACGGCUCGUUGCGGUCAUCCGGGAUCACAUGCAUGCGUGGACCCUUCAGAUUACGUGAGCUGGGAUGGCAUUCACCUCACUGAAGCUGCUUAUCACCAUAUCGCAGAUGGUUUGCUGAAAGGCUCUUUCACUGAUCUCCCUCUUAUGAUCUGAUUAUCAUUUAAUUUAAAUGUUUCUCUUAGUAAGUACUAUAUAUAUUUUGGAGAUAAUGAGGAAAUAAAUAAUUAAUAAAAUUUACUUGUUUUGAU